This is a messenger RNA of Pezoporus occidentalis (night parrot), 770 nucleotides long. It is a transcript of the gene RPL10A, whose product is annotated as ribosomal protein L10a. Gene Ontology annotation, cellular component: cytosolic large ribosomal subunit. NCBI's taxonomy places the organism in Eukaryota, Metazoa, Chordata, Aves, Psittaciformes, Psittacidae. Gene Ontology annotation, biological process: maturation of LSU-rRNA; translation. Gene Ontology annotation, molecular function: RNA binding; structural constituent of ribosome. The coding region runs from base 163 to 738 and encodes 191 amino acids. The transcript has 4 exons. The record is from RefSeq and is a predicted model, not a curated record.
CCACCCAGCCUUCAGCCCGCGCCCCCCUUGCGCUGCCGGGCCCUGCCAUGGGGCAGCACGGCCGCGGCAGCGUGAGGCCGCGGCGCUGAACCGCUCGGGUAGUUCAGCCCAGCCCAGUUAAACGGGUGCGGCUGGACGGACCCCAACCCUGGGUCUUAAAACAUGAGGGGAGGUGGGUGCUCUCCCCACCGACCUGCUGGGGAAGGCAGGGUAGCAGCUGUGAAGGAAGAGGUCCAGGCGCUGUGGCUGAAGUCAACUCCACGGCCCAAGUUCUCUGUCUGCCUGCUGGGGGACCAGCAGCACUGUGAUGAGGCCAAAGCAGUUGACAUCCCUCACAUGGACAUAGAAGCUUUGAAAAAGCUCAACAAAAACAAGAAGCUGGUGAAGAAGCUGGCCAAGAAGUACGAUGCCUUCCUGGCUUCUGAGUCCCUGAUCAAGCAGAUUCCUCGAAUUCUGGGACCAGGGCUGAACAAAGCUGGCAAAUUCCCUUCUCUUCUCACUCACAAUGAGAACCUGGUGGCCAAGGUUGAUGAGGUCAAAUCUACCAUCAAGUUUCAGAUGAAGAAGGUGCUCUGUCUGGCUGUGGCUGUUGGUCAUGUGAAGAUGACAGAGGAUGAACUUGUCUACAACAUCCACCUGGCCAUCAACUUCCUGGUGUCCUUGCUGAAGAAGAACUGGCAGAAUGUGCGUGCUCUGUACAUCAAGAGCACCAUGGGGAAGCCCCAGCGCCUUUACUAAUGGGGCGGCAAUAAACUUUUAGGAUACCUUCA